This is a messenger RNA of Brassica oleracea var. oleracea, 1133 nucleotides long. RefSeq lists its product as uncharacterized. The transcript is spliced from 8 exons. Bases 442 to 894 code for a protein of 150 amino acids. Lineage: Eukaryota; Viridiplantae; Streptophyta; Magnoliopsida; Brassicales; Brassicaceae. The record is from RefSeq and is a predicted model, not a curated record.
AACAACUACUCUUUCCAGAUCUGAAUAGCUGUCAAUUCCUGAAAAAGAAAAUGGCUCAAACAAACUUACGUUUCAAAGUCGGUCAAACUCUUGAAGUAAGAUCUUUCGAAGAUGGAUAUCGUGGAGCUUGGCUUCGAUGCGAGAUAUUAAACAUAUACACGAAGGAGGGGAAACUGUUCUAGAGCUUGAAGUCUCUUGAUUACGAUGAAAAAGGCAUGAAUAAACUUUUGAAAAUCUUAUACGGUUCAGAGAUAUAUCACACACAAGUCUAUCAACGGUUUGAAGAUGAGGAGAAAGAGUGGCUGAUGGUUCGACCAUCAUAUCCACCAUUUUAUUAUGAGCGCCAUGUCCGUAAAAUCGAGGCUGAUCAAGCACCUCUUGUUGUCGUUUAUGGCUCUUGGAAGGUAGGAACACUGUAUCUGGUGUGCAACGGUAUUGGAAAUGGAGAGAAAUGCAUUACAGAUUGAGUUUUUUCCACCACCACUCGGUGAAGGAGAAACGUAUAAAGCUUUACGCAAGGAGGUGCGUCCAACAUUGGAUUGGUCACUUGAAGAUGGCUGGACACUGCCAAAUAUGGAUGGACGAAAAAGUCGAAGUGUUAAACUCUUGAAAAGUGAGAAAGGAGAUCAUGUAACUCCAUGUGCUGACCAAACUGGAAAAGAGCAAACAGAGAGAGCUAAGAGGCAGAGGACAGAGAGAGAAAUGCAGCAAAAGAAAGGCAGAGGAGAGAUUCGACUAAAUAUAGAAGAGUCAGAUUCAGUUGAAGCUGCAGUUUAUGACUUGGAAGAGCUUAUCGUUAGAAUUGAAUGGAUAAAAAAGAUGCUAAGCCCAGAUGUUGGAGAAGGUUCAACGUGGAAAUAUCAAGAUUACCGCCCAUCUUCCAAGGGAAUGUGAAUUCAUAGUGGUGAUAGGUUUAGCCGUUAGGAGUUGAAACUGAUAGCUAGUGAAGUUCGAUGAAGAAACCAUGAGCGAAAUGGAAAAAAACUAGAGUUUUGUGAAACACCGGAAAAGACUUAUUGAUGAUGUAGGCUGUGUAUAUAUUUUUUCAAACUCCCUAAGAAUGCUAAUGACCAAUUUCAUCUUUGUACACAUGUUUUGGAUUUUAGUUGGGAAAUAUGUAGUUAACCUUUUUA